Molecule: messenger RNA, 1828 nt
Organism: Camellia sinensis
Lineage: Eukaryota; Viridiplantae; Streptophyta; Magnoliopsida; Ericales; Theaceae
Source: RefSeq, a predicted model, not a curated record
UGGAGCACUUGCCUAUUCACCUAGCAGAGGAGGCCAAGAUUGCUGGUCCAGUGCAAUAUCGCUGGAUGUACUUCAUAGAAAGGUGUGCAAUUCUACUCCAAUUUAAGGUUGUAGUCAUUUGUUUGUUUAUAAUUGAAAGUCAUGUGUGCAUUUGUUUGUUUAUAGGUAUCUUAUGACACUUAAGUCAUAUAUGUGUAAUCGAAGUCAUCCAGAAGGUUCAAUUGCAGAGGGAUACUUAGUUGAAGAGUGUAUGACCUUUUGCUCAAGGUACUUGGAUGAUGUCGAGUCAAAAUUGAAUCGACCAAUAAGGAAUUACGAUGUUAGCGACAAUCCUGGGAUAUUACUGGGUCAUGCUUUAGGAAAAGGAAAAGGGUUUGCGCUUGAUAACACAUCAUGGGUACAAGCUCAUCGGUAUGUGUUAUUUAACACUGCUGCGGUUGUCCCAUAUCGAGAGGAGCAUCGUGAUUUUAUUAAGCGGUCACAUCGUCGUCUUAAAGAUUUUGAUGUGGAUCGCCGUCACAAUGAUGAGUUUCCCAGAUGGUUUAAUUCUCAUGUUGAAGAGCUUCUAGCUAUUGAAAAUGCUGUGUUGUCAGAUGAGAUUAAAACUUUGGCAUUGGGACCUAGUAAAAAGGCCACGAGAUUCAAUGGGUAUAUAAUUAAUGGUACUAGGUAUCAUACGAGGAGUCGUGAGUGGAGAAGAAAAACUCAAAAUAGUGGGGUUAUGGUGAAAGCAAAGACUUGUAGCUAUGCAAGUACCAGAGACAUGAAUCCUGUGGAAGGUGAAGUAGCAUACUAUGGAUAUGUGACAGAUAUUAUUGAAUUGUAUUACUCAUACGACCGUAGAUAUGUGCUAUUCAUGUGCGACUGGAUUGACAACAACAAAGGAUUGAAGCAGGAUGGGUUUGGUUUCACACUUGUUAAUUUCAAUCAUUUGUUAUAUACAAAGAAACAAAAUAGUGAUGAGCCAUUCAUCCUAGCAUCUCAGGCACAACAAGUUUUCUAUGUUAAUGAUCCCGUUGAAGCUGAUUGGGAUGUUGUAGUCAGGAUGAAACCUAGAGACUUGUAUGAGGUGUGUGGAGAACAACCAAUUAAUGAUGGAGAACAUCACAAUGAAGUGGAAGGAUUUGGCGACCAAGAAUUAGAUGCAACUUCGUUUGCUUGUGAAGAGGACAUAAAUUGGGUUAGGCAAGGUGAAGUUGGAACAACUAUUGAUGAAACUAUUGGACCUCUUGGGAUAUCGACACAGACACAAUCUGAAGAUGAUGAAGAAAUGAUAUGAUAUUGUAAUUUUGUUUCAUAUUCAUUGUUACAUUUGUGCUUUUAGCAUGGAUAUUCAUGUUAAUGAAACCUUUGCUUUUAAAAUGCGUCAUUUGUUUGCUUUUCAACGUGAUUGUCCUUGAGACAACCUUUUAUGUCCUUGAGAAAGAUUAUAUCUGUUAUAUUAAGAUUGUGUUUAAAAUUUAAAUUUGUAGAGAAUUUUUUUAAUAUUUUGGACUUUAUAUUCAUUGUUAACCCAUAAAAUUCUACACGUAUGCUUGUGGUCUUCUGUAAACUAGCAUGACAGAUCGACGAUGCUCUAGGCAGAGGCAACAUUUAGCCUCUGCAAAUUCUGAGAGUUCUUACAGUGGGAGUGCAGAUGAGAGUUCUUAUAGUGGAAGUUCAGAUGAGAGUUCAGAGGAGAGUACACGCAUCAUACCUGAUCCACCCAUGUCAUGGUAUCCUCCAGGUAGCUUGCCUAGUAUAUCAUUGAGUACUGGUUCGACACAUGACACUACUGCUGGUAUGAAUUAUUUUAUUCAAUUGAAUUACUCCAUUAGAUUUCUCUGUU